AAAAGAAAAAGUAGAGUAGUAGUAGUAGUAGUAGUAGUAAUAGAAAGAAGAAUAGAGAGCUGUAUUCACAUGGCUUUGUUGCAGUUGGGUCCUCCUUCUACUUCUACAAAUAAUAAUAAUAGUUUUAAUCUAAAACCAGAUAAUACUAAUAAUAAUCAUCAACAACAACAACAACUUGUGAAAACUAUUCCAACUACAGAAAUGGGAGAUCAUGAUAAGGAAAUUUCUGCUGCUGUAAUUGAGGGAAAUGAUCCAGUCACUGGUCAUAUUAUUUCAACCACAAUCGGAGGCAAAAAUGGUGAACCAAAGCAGACCAUCAGUUACAUGGCCGAACGUGUUGUGGGGACUGGAUCAUUUGGGAUAGUUUUUCAGGCGAAAUGCUUGGAAACUGGAGAGCCUGUGGCUAUAAAAAAGGUCUUGCAGGACAGGAGGUAUAAAAAUCGUGAGCUGCAGUUGAUGCGCUCGAUGGAUCACCCAAACGUGGUUUCUUUAAAGCACUGUUUCUUUUCCACCACUAGUAGAAAUGAGCUUUUCCUCAACUUGGUCAUGGAAUAUGUCCCUGAAACUGUUUAUCGAGUACUAAAGCACUACAGCAAUGUGAACCAGAGGAUGCCACUCAUCUACGUGAAACUUUAUAUGUACCAGAUUUUUAUGGGGUUAUCUUAUAUUCACACUGUUCCUGGAGUUUGUCAUCGGGAUGUGAAGCCUCAAAACAUUUUGGUUGAUCCGCUUACUCAUCAGGUGAAGCUUUGCGACUUCGGAAGUGCGAAAAUUCUGGUCAAGGGUGAAGCAAACAUAUCUUACAUAUGCUCUCGUUACUACAGGGCCCCAGAACUCAUAUUUGGGGCUACAGAAUACACAACAUCGAUAGAUAUCUGGUCAGGUGGUUGUGUACUUGCAGAACUUCUGCUGGGACAGCCAUUAUUUCCAGGAGAAAGUGCGGUUGACCAACUUGUUGAGAUUAUCAAGAUUCUUGGAACUCCAACACGUGAGGAAAUUCGGUGUAUGAAUCCGAACUAUACAGAUUUUAGGUUUCCUCAGAUAAAAGCUCACCCUUGGCAUAAGGUUUUCCACAAACGAAUGCCCCCAGAAGCAAUUGAUCUCGUGUCACGACUGCUUCAGUAUUCUCCAAGUCUUCGCUGCACUGCGUUAGAAGCAUGUUCCCAUCCUUUCUUUGAUGAGCUUCGGCAACCCAACGCUCGCCUGCCAAAUGGACGUCCUUUACCCCCUCUAUCCAACUUAAAACAGGAAGUGCGGACCUAGAGAGGGGCCACUGGAGGCUGUAGCCAUGGAUGGACCUAUGUGAAGGCUAUGCCGGGUUGUAACCCAGGGUAGAAAUCAGGUCCAAUUUUAUUUGUAGUGUUAAAUGUCUAAAUGUAUGGGCUUGUAUUUUGUUCUCAGCCCUGGUAUCAGGGUAGAAAUCAGGUCCAAUUUUAUUUGUAGUGUUAAAUGUCUAAAUGUAUGGGCUUGUAUUUUGUUCUCAGCCCUGGUAUCAAGGUAGAAUUCUUUUUUCCAGCAAAGCCAUACUGCAUAACAUAAUUUCUCAACCCUUUGUAUUUAUAAAAUUUAAAAUUUUAAGGUCUAUGAUUGAAACUGCA
This is a messenger RNA of Papaver somniferum (opium poppy), 1598 nucleotides long. RefSeq names its product shaggy-related protein kinase eta-like. Bases 70 to 1263 code for a protein of 397 amino acids. The transcript is spliced from 11 exons. NCBI's taxonomy places the organism in Eukaryota, Viridiplantae, Streptophyta, Magnoliopsida, Ranunculales, Papaveraceae. Gene Ontology annotation, biological process: protein phosphorylation; signal transduction. Gene Ontology annotation, cellular component: cytoplasm. Gene Ontology annotation, molecular function: ATP binding; protein serine/threonine kinase activity. The record is from RefSeq and is a predicted model, not a curated record.